GCAGUUUCCCUCUGACGCCUCAUCUGUUGGCAAGCGGUCAGAUAUGUGCUGUAUGUGCUUGUGAAUUGCAGAGCUCAGAUCACUCUGCAGAGGAGGACCAGCACGCAAACAUGAAAGAGAGGAGUGGAGUUUUUCUGCUGCUGGUGGGGAUGUGUGUGCUGCUGCUCAUGAGCACAGCAGGUUUCGUGUUCCUGAUGGUUCGACAGAGGGAGCUGACGGAGGAGCUGGGCAGGUUGGGCGCCGAGAUGCAGGUGCUGUCACAGAGCUUCAGGCUGCAGGCUGGGGUCCUGCCUGUGGACCCUGCACAGGCUGGAGAGCUGAAGAAGCUCCACCGCAGCAGGAGACACCAGGAGGGAAAAGCAACACAGAGCCAAGAGGAGAAGGAUAUGCUGAUGCUGAUGACUUACUCCAUGGUUCCUGUCAAAGCCUUCAUGGAUCUGUGUAACAGCUCCAGAGGAGUUUGUUUAACAGGCCCACCUGGACCACCAGGUUUGCCUGGUAGAGCUGGUUCACCAGGACCACAGGGUGUACCCGGGCCGCAGGGGAAACGAGGAAGAAAAGGACCCCCUGGUGAAAAAGGAGAGCCAGGACCGAAAGGAGACCCUGGGCCUCUACUGCUGAAAGGCGAGACCUACAAUGACAUUCUCAUUGAGGGUAUUCCUGGUCCGAGGGGUCCACCAGGUCCACCAGGCCCACCAGGUCCUUGUAAUCAAAAGAGAAAAGAGACCAUGAGAGAACACAUCGAUCAAACCAACAUGCUGAUGGAUUCAUCUCCUUCUCUGAGCGGCGAGGCUGCCAAUCAAACUGACACAGAAAACAGCAGCUCGACUAUUAUCAAAACUGAAACACCAACAUUACAUCCACCCAAUGACAGCAGAGACGUACUGAACGUCCCAGCCUCUACAAAACCCCUAGACACAAGUACAGACCCUGAGUCAGCAUCAGCUCAUCCAGCGUACAGCAACGACAUCUUGAAUGAUACCAAGACAGAAAGUGUCACAGAGGCACCAAGUACAUUAUUCACAGCUGCAUUUCCUCCAGACGUGAUUCAAAACAGUGAUGCCUUCAACGGCAGCGGAAACACAAGUGAUACAACCAUUAAAAGUGAGUUAACAUCACCUCUUCCAGCCAUCAGAGAUGUCACACAGAUUGAGACCAAUGCAGAGAAUGUUACAGAGGCAUCAAUUAACUUAUUUUCAGUGUCACCAACAACACAUCCAGCUCAUGAAGCCAGAGAUGUCCUUACUGUUACUGACUCUGAGAAACUUGGAGACACAGAAAAGGAAUCUGAGUCGGUAACAUUUCAUAGCGACCACAGCCACAACACCCUCAGUGACCUCAACACAGAGAACGUUACAGACGGACCAAUUCAGUUAUUAACAGACUCUUCACCUUCACCACAGGACAACAACAAUGAGCUAAAUUUGUCUAGCAAUGAGAGAUGGAUGAAAACUGAAUCACCAACACCACAUCCAACUGACACCAUCAGAGAUGCUACUGACUCUGUGAAACUCCUAGUCACAAACACGGGAGCUGAGUCUGUAUCAUUUCAUCAAGACGACAGCACGUUGAGAGAAAACGCUACAAAGGCGCCAAUGAUAUUAAUAACAGCUCCAGUUUAUGCAAAUCAAAACAGAAACUCCUUCAACACCCAGAUUACUGAUAAACCCAUGAAAAGUGAAUCCCCAACUCCACAUCCAACUGACAACAACAGAGACGUUACUGACUCUGAGAAACUUUUAAACACAAACAUGGAAGCCGAGUCUGAAUCAUCUAAUCAAGAUGACAGCCACAGCACAUCGAUCUAUACCAAGAGAGAAAAUGCGACAGAGACACCAAUGAAAUUAUUAACAGCUCAACUUUCUGAAAACCAAAACAGUGAUUCCUCCAAUAACAGUGGAGCCAUUAUUGAUACACCCAUGAAAAGUGAAUCACCAACACCACAUCCAACUGACUACAACAGACAUGCUACUGAGGCUGCGGCACUUCUAGACACAAACAUGGAAGCUGAGACAGUAUCAUUUCACAGAGACAAGAGCCAUGGUGUGGUGAAGGAUACCAAAAAAGAAAAUCCUACAGAGGCACCAAUGAGAUUAUUGACAACUCCACUUUCUGUGAACCGAAACAGUGACUCCUCCAAUGAAGUUACAGAGGAACCAAGUGAAUUAUCAACAGUCUCAUAUUCUGCCUUCGACGAGAGUGGAAAAGUUAUUAAUACACCUAUGAAAAGUGACUCUUCAAAUCUUCUCCAGACCAACAACGAGAUCAAUGUGACAACCAAUGAGAGACGGACAAAAACUGAGUGCAACAUUAAAACUAUUAAAUGUUCAGAGAGAGUCACUAUUAUUCAAGGCACAUUUGGAGCCUUGAUGUCCGAUGCAUCCCGACAUAAUGAUGGUCGAUACUGGGUGGCUGAUCAUUUUUCGGGUCGACUUUUGGCAGAGUACAAGAACUAUUCGACACUUACGGAUAACAUCUUCAAAAUGUUAGAUCUCAGGAGGUUCUUCCAGGGCUGCGGUCACGUUGUGUACAAGAAUUCAUUUUACUUUCACAACGCAGGAACAAACAGACUUCUAAAAUUUGACCUGAACACCAAGAGAACAAAGACUCUGAUCAUGGCACACUGCAGAUACAACAACCUGACUUAUCUUUUACGCAACUCAAAGACCUAUUUCAAGUUUGCUGUGGAUGAAAAUGGACUGUGGGUCAUUUUUGCAUCAGAUAUAAAUGAUGACACGAUGGUAGCGAAGAUUAACCCCGACGAAUUCUUUGUGGAGUCAGUCAUUAACACUGGCUACCCGACGGCUAAAGCAGGAAAUGCCUUCAUUGUAUGUGGGGUUGUUUAUUUUACAGAUGACAAAGACAGACGAGUCACAUAUGCCUACGAUUUAAAGAAAGAGAGUCUUCUGAAUGUAGGUUUUGAUUUAAGGCCGGCUAAUGGCACCUUGGCUAUGCUGUCAUAUUAUCCCAGCAAAAGGCUUCUGUAUAUGUGGGACAACGGCAGUGUGAAAAUCUGCAAAGUUAAACUUAAACAUGCCUAAAAAAAUGACAACAAACCUUGUGAAAUGAGCAAUAAAAUUAUUUUUUAAAAUAUCA
Messenger RNA from Epinephelus moara (kelp grouper), 3096 nucleotides. RefSeq lists its product as uncharacterized. The record is from RefSeq and is a predicted model, not a curated record. The transcript has 28 exons. Gene Ontology annotation, cellular component: cell surface. Gene Ontology annotation, biological process: signal transduction. NCBI's taxonomy places the organism in Eukaryota, Metazoa, Chordata, Actinopteri, Perciformes, Serranidae. Bases 111 to 3041 code for a protein of 976 amino acids.